GGUUUGCAAGGCACAGAAGAGCAAGGCACGUGUAAUGGGAUUCGUAGGUCCAAAUUCUUUUUUGCUGUAAGGCAGCUAGAGGUCUCCAAGUGCUCCGAAGAGAUCAAGAACUACAUCGAGGAGCGGUCGGGCGAGGACCCGCUGGUGAAGGGGGUUCCCGAGGACAAGAACCCCUUCAAGGAGAAGGGAGGCUGUGUCAUCGCUUAG
Messenger RNA from Fulmarus glacialis (Northern fulmar), 207 nucleotides. Its product is annotated as guanine nucleotide-binding protein G(I)/G(S)/G(O) subunit gamma-11-like. Gene Ontology annotation, cellular component: heterotrimeric G-protein complex. Gene Ontology annotation, molecular function: G-protein beta-subunit binding. The record is from RefSeq and is a predicted model, not a curated record. The transcript is spliced from 2 exons. The annotation marks the transcript as partial. Gene Ontology annotation, biological process: G protein-coupled receptor signaling pathway. NCBI's taxonomy places the organism in Eukaryota, Metazoa, Chordata, Aves, Procellariiformes, Procellariidae.